AUGGCCGACGCAGAGCUCCCGGCCGAGGAGCAACCGCAGCCAGGAGCAGCGGAGGGAGAUGUCGCGCAAACAGCAGAGGCGGGCCAGCCCAUGAGCAAAAGCCAAAUGAAGAAGCUGAAGAAACGCCAGUACUAUGAGGAGAAGAAGCAGAAGCGCAAGCAGGCCGAGAAGCAGCAGAAGCAAGCGGACCUGGAGCGGCGGCGGGAAGCGGGCCGGCAGCGGAUCGCGGCAAUGACAGAAGAGGAGCAGAAGAAGUGGAGGGAGGAGCGGGAUGCGCGGGGGCUGGCGCGGAAGCACGAGCGGCAGGAGGCCCGGGCACGCAUGGAGAAGGCCCUGGACAUAGGGCAGAAGAUUGUGAUCGACCUCGACUUUGCCGACCUCAUGACCGACACCGAGCUGCGCUCCAUCUGCCAGCAGCUGGGCUACUGCUGGCACAUCAACUGCGCCGCCAAGCACCCAGCCCACCUGGCGCUGACCAGCCUGCAGGGCAAGAUGCGGGAGGUAAUGGGCAGGCAGAUCAGCGGCUACCUCAACUGGCAGGCCACCACCACGGAGAAGCCAUACAUAGAGCACUUUGCCGACUGCAAGGACAGGCUGGUGUAUUUGACGGCAGACAGCGAGAAUGAGCUGCAAGAGCUGGACCCUGAGGCCAUCUACAUUGUGGGAGGCAUCGUGGACCGCAACCGCCACAAGCUGCUGUGCUACAACAAGGCAGAGGAGCAGGGCAUCGCGCACGCGCGGCUGCCGAUUGGCGAGUAUGUGCGCCUGGCGAGCUCCCAGGUCAUGACCACCAACCACAUCAUCCACAUCCUGCUGCACUGGCUGGAGCUGAGGGACUGGAAGGCAGCCUUUGAAGCCGUCAUUCCAAACCGGAAGCGCAAGGGAGGCGAGGAUGAGGAAGCCGGGCAGCUGGAGGAGCAGCAGGAGGGGCAGGAGGCUGGUGAUGAGGGGCAUGGGGACGCAGCACAGCAGGUCCCAGCCAAGCGGCAGGACCGGGGUGAGGGGGAGCAGCCUGCAGCUUGGGAGGCUGCUCUAGGAGGCCAGUCUGGGAAAAAGGCUGGCGAGGAGCAGCAGCAGCCGCAGGCACAGGCAGAGACUGGAGAGGAACGAGCACACUGA
This is a messenger RNA of Chlorella variabilis, 1119 nucleotides long. RefSeq lists its product as hypothetical. Gene Ontology annotation, molecular function: tRNA binding. Gene Ontology annotation, biological process: tRNA N1-guanine methylation. Bases 1 to 1119 code for a protein of 372 amino acids. The transcript is spliced from 9 exons. Gene Ontology annotation, cellular component: nucleus. NCBI's taxonomy places the organism in Eukaryota, Viridiplantae, Chlorophyta, Trebouxiophyceae, Chlorellales, Chlorellaceae. The record is from RefSeq and is a predicted model, not a curated record.